AUGGCGACCGGAUCAGUUCGUCCGGUCCGUAACAUUAACUUGAAAAGUGGGCGAUUUACUUAUCGGAGUCGGCACGAAAGUUCUGAAGAUGUUGUUAUAAAGUUGGAUCACAGUCGAGAACCUGCCGACAAUGUACGGGAGGUUUUGAGGAAUGUUGUGCCUCAGCACGGCGUAGCCAGCAGCCGUAAAACAGCCUACUUGAACAGCUUUGUCAAACUGAUCAAACAUGUCGGCUACGACCAAAGCCUGGGGGUUUCAAUUCUCGACAUUGUCACCUGCCUUCAGAUUGGCCUACUUAAUGAGGCCAAACAAGUUCGGACAGCAUCGCUUCGAGUGCUGCGUUACCUUUUGCCUUACGAGGAGACCCUGGACACAUUGUUGAACUUACACUUUGAUUAUUUAAUUGCCAGGUGUUUGGAUGUGAGCCUGGACAACGAGAUUGAGAGGAUCCAUGCAGUGAAACUGAUGCGACAGAUCAUCAAAACCUCUCCCUUCAAAUUCCCCUCUUCAUUGUUAUACGCGCUGGUCGCUAUUGGCAACGAUGGGGCUAGUGAGAGGGACCGGAUGGUCAGAGUGUGCCUAGAGACAAUAUGUGAAUUAGCUCUUAGCAACACAGACCUGGUGGCCAAGUGCGGAGCUAUCCAGACGUUGAUUUGGAACAUUCUAGACUGUCACCAGUAUCCUCGCCUCAAUGAGGCCCUGACCGCCACCAUCAUCUUCAUGCUCAAUCAUCCAAGAACUCGUCAUUAUAUUCGUCCUCAGGUAGAUCUGGAGCGAUUGCUUGCUCCAUUUACAGACAGCCAUUUCCGUUACAGUCUGGAAGAUGGCAGAAGCGAAGAGAGAGAUUCCAGAUUUAUUGCCAGCAAAAUGGCUGUCAUAACUGUGAUGCGAUCAUGGCCAGGUCUUAUUCGGUUAUGCCACCCUGAUGGCUCGGGAAUGCAGUCUCUGAUAGGCAUUCUCUACCUUCCUUAUGUGGAGAUCAGAAAAUAUAUUUUAGAAGUGAUAUCUGACCUGUUCCGUCUCACCUUGCCAGUUUGGACUGAUGAUUUUGCAACGGCAUUUUCUAGUGUGGAUCCGUGUGAACUGAAGGACUCAUGGAAACUGCCUGAAGGAUUUGUUGUAGAGGAGGGCCGAGAGAUACUGCCACACAUCUCACAGACCAGGCCAAAUCUGAUAGAGAAUCACCUGGCUCUGCUGCUGUCUGCCUGGUUCACAGCUGGACUGUGUGAGAGGUUGUCAUGUCGUAGCUAUAAAUUGUCUGACAGUUGGGGUAUGUCUGCUUACAGCCGAGCCCACCAAGCAGUCACCUGCUUGACACGGUUUCACAAGAUGAUGAAGAGAGGGCGGAAACCCUGCACAGUGUUCCUCGACCAGCUGCUUCAGCACGCGGGCAAGAUGCUGGAGGUCACCAGCAAACACUGGCACUUGCGGAGAGAGAAACUCUCGGAGUAUUACUUCAAGAAGAUUCCUUCGGAUGACAUGACCAACCAGGCGAUCCGAGACUCACAGGUGAACACCACCAAGGCCAAUUCAGAGUGGGAUUGGUCAAUUAUUGCUGCAAUCCUCAAGUGGCCAGAUGAGAAGCUGAAGAAACUAGAAGACCAGAAUCAUCUCAGAUUCAUCAAACGACUGGUCUACUACUUCAAACCAGAGAACAACCUCUUCUCCAAAACUGAUUUGGACCCAACCAGACGCAAGAUUUGUAUCGCCGGCUGCCAUUUUGUUGAUUUUCUUCUUUCCUCAACUUCUGACGAAGCAGACAAAAUGAUAACAGAACUUCUCAGCGACAUUGCAGAGAAUCUCAAAGAGCUGAUCAGGUUUAAUGUGCCUGUGGAUGAAAAUGCUACUUUCGGCUCCAAGCGGAUGCAUGACAAAGUGUGCCGGUACUACUUUCUCUUCAUUGGCCAGUUUCUCAGCCACCAAGAAAGGCUGUGGCUAUCUAGAAAAAACGGGCAUCAUUCAGACGUAAGUGUGGUGUGUGUUUUCCUUGAGCUGAUGUCCUCCUCGACCAGCCUCCUGUACGUCAAGCUGGUCAUCUCCUGCUUGAACUACUCCCUGGAUGGUUCUACCAGAGCUGUCUUGUCCAAGGCACUGACUGCCACACAGGAUGUUUGCCGACUGUACGCUACCAGACUGCUGCGGGUUCUGAUGCGCGCCGGGACUCCAGGCUUCAGCCACUGGGGUGUGGAGCUGCUGGUGACUCAGCUGUACGAUCCCGAAAAGAGUGUGUCCAUGUCCGCCAUCAGGAUCCUGGAUGAGGCUUGUGACAAUGAGGAUAACCUCAAGAAUCUGAUCAAGCUGCGGCCAUCCCUGCUGCACCUGGGAGAGAAGGGGGACAUGUUGCUGUGCCGGUUUGUCUCCACCAUCAAUGGCUUUCGUUCCCUCAACAACGCCAACUUUAUACCUAGCCAGCUGCACAAGUGGCAACAGACCAUGAAUGAACGCUAUGUGGAUAUAGUAGAAGAAAUGCUGAAUGAAGCACUGAUGUCAUUUGAGAAGACCUAUUCGGGCUCUUGUCCUCGUCGGUCCAUUCUCAAAGGCCCCAAGAAAGAUGUCUAUCUACCAGUUCACUUGUACGGUCAGCUGACGAUGCAUGAUGAAGGCUUCCAACUUUUACAUGGACAGGAGUGCAUCAAGGAGUAUUUCAGUUGUAUACAGAACCAGAACCUUCUCAACAACAGUGAUAUUCGCAAACUUAAGACAGCAUUGUGGGCCGUGGGUCACAUUGGUCUCUCCGUGGACGGCCUUGUCUGGCUGGAGCAGGAGCAUGUGGUGCCAGAGAUGAUCAGACUGGCCGAAGAGUGCAGCGUCUUCUCUGUCAGAGGCACUUCCUUUUUUGUACUGGGACUGAUUGCCAGCACCCGCAGGGGAACAGAUAUACUUUGUGAGCUGGGGUGGGAGUCCAGGUGUCACACCAGAAAGGAAGUUUUCCCAGUACUGGACGAAGAUGGGUGGAUCCAGGGACCCAUGGAGGAAGCCUUACUGUUGAGUGAUCGUAUGGCAGCAGCCAGUAUUCAUGGAGAGGGCAAUCGUCUGUCUCCCGGCAGCAUGGGUCUGUCCCUCAUACAGGAGGAAAGCCUCCUGCGCUCUGGCAGCUCCAGCUCCAAGCCAUCCAGUCAGUCCACGUUGAGAGCAUCCAUGUCUUCCAUCCAGUCGGCCAGAGAGCCCCUGAUGAAACAUUCCAUCACCCCUGCACACAGCUACCACCAUGUUCCUCCCUACACCUCCCCUCCCAAUCUGACUGUGCCUAGUUUUGUGCGCAGCCAGACACUGACUGAUGACACUGAAGACUUCCGGUCAUUUCGUCACUCGAUGCACUCCAGGACCAGAUCUGAGAAAGCUAUCACUAGAAAAACCAGUGACUUUCGACCCCGGGCUUUGACCGGAGACAAGACAACACUGCCUCCGGCCCCGCCAGUGUCAGUUGUUAAAGCCGACUCAGUGCCAGUCAACAUAGACUCUAUCAAGUUAGUAGUUGACAGAGCGGGUACUGAUUCAGGUUUAGACAGAAGAGCAUCCAGAGAUUCUAUCACCUUAGUGGCAUCUCCAGUUGUUAAACUCAGGACUAGCUCCGAUGAGGACUCGGCCAUCAUUUCGGAUAACUAUGACCCACAAGCAGAGAGUAGGAAUAGAGUUAUCAAUUUAGACACAGCAAAAAACCCUGGCAAAGCCAGCUCAGAGCCUGCGAUAGAAGAAGCUACACAUUCCGUAGAAGAUAAUGUUGGGGCCACACUCAGAAAUCAUCAAAGUUCACACUAUUGGGCAUCAAACGAAAGCUCCCCAAAGGAUAAGAGCGGAAAUGGAGAUGUGGUCAGUUUCAAAGUUGGGGAGUUGUAUACUCCGGCUAGUAACCAGAGCAGUGGCAGCGACAGCUCCAACCCCAGCAAGAGCCGUGGAGGUAGUUUCUACACAACUGACUCUAGUGGGGUGGGUUCCUGUGAUUCGAACACAGUUCUGGUAACAUCUUCAGCUAUAGCCAACGCCCUCAGUCCCAUCGCCAGUUCGGCGUCUCUGUCAACCCUGACCACAAAUGUAUCAUCCUCCAACCUCCUCCAAGGAACGGAACAAACUAAAGAACCAGUUCAUCAUUCUGCAUUACAGCGGAGUCUCUUCAGACUUACUCGUAUUCCCAGUGCCAAAAGGCGCUCAGCUUCCCCAGCUCUAGGGAUUACAGCCAACGGGGGUCAGUCUUUCACAUCACAACGUGAUGCUAUUGGCUAUGCAGCUUUAAGAACUAUCAAACGACAACGAACAUACAGUGCAGAAACUGAAGGGGAUUCCGUUUCUCAUUUAGAGGCUCCUAUGCUCCACCGAACCACCAGUCAAGAUUCAGAACUUAGUGUGGACAGUAAUGUAUGGUUAAGCAUGAGGCGAAAUGUCAGCAGUGUGUCCUUGCAGGACCAGGACCUGCCGUCCUCACCCGUCUCCCUCAACAGAGCCGCCUUUAAACCCCUGUCUCCUAGCAACCGCUUUGUUGGUAUCACCCUUCCAAUUGACAUCAAAAUGAUAUUUGAAGUGGUAGAAGGUGAGGACAGGAGAACGUCACAUGCUCUACCUCCGACAGUAAACCUGGAGUCUGACAACUUUGUUCCAGUCGCUAAACCUACAGAUUCUAAUGUUGACUUCAAUUUGUUGACAGUACCUCCGCUGAAGAAAGAAACAUCCUUUGAACACACAGCUGACAUAUGUUUGCUGUGUAACCGCUACCGGAGGAAAGCGGUGGCCAGGGCAGAGAGAUCAGUCAAUCAGAUGUGUGCAGAGAAUGUGAUAGACAGUGAUGGAGCCUUGUUGAGUGCAACCAAGUCAGAUAUAAACAGAUCUCGGGGAGGCAGUAUGAACGAACACUGUUCUUCAGUGACACCAGGCAGCCAGACCAGCAUCUCUAGCGGCCAGGACAUAGGCAAUAAAAGACUCACAGAAGACAGUGAAGAGGGGAGGCAGCUGAUACGAUUGGAAGUGAUGCGCCUGAUUGUCAAUCUUGGCAGUUCUGUGGGACUAAAAGCUUCAGAAACUGCCCUUCUCAGCCUCAAGCAACGAUUCCCCGCCUGUUUCCAAGAUGUGUGUUUUUAUUCUGAAGUUUGUCAUCUACUCUCCUUGUACUCUUAUCGUCUGGUGGCUCGCAGGUUUAUUCAAGAAUUGUUUGAUGAGUUAAACAUUAAUGGGUUACUGGAGACUCCCUGUGAGCUGCUGGGGAUUGACCUGGAGGUUAGCCAACACAUGACUCCCAUCAGACAGAACAGUCUGGAUGAGUUCUCAGAUUUCUCAACAUCCUGA
Molecule: messenger RNA, 5274 nt
Organism: Candidula unifasciata
Lineage: Eukaryota; Metazoa; Mollusca; Gastropoda; Stylommatophora; Geomitridae
Source: the annotation of a GenBank genome assembly